GUGGUGUUUCACAAGAUGUCACCUAAUGAGACUCUCUUUUUGGAAAGUACCAACAAGAUUUAUAAAGAUGACAUUUCCAAUAGCUCCUUUGUGAAUUUCCAGAUAUGGGACUUUCCUGGUCAAAUGGACUUUUUUGACCCAACCUUUGACUACGAGAUGAUCUUCAGGGGAACAGGAGCAUUGAUAUAUGUCAUUGAUGCACAGGAUGACUACAUGGAGGCUCUAACAAGACUUCACAUCACUGUUUCUAAAGCCUACAAAGUUAACCCGGACAUGAAUUUUGAGGUGUUUAUUCACAAAGUUGAUGGUCUGUCUGAUGAUCACAAAAUAGAAACACAGAGGGACAUUCACCAAAGGGCCAAUGAUGACCUUGCAGAUGCCGGGCUAGAGAAACUCCACCUUAGCUUUUAUUUGACUAGUAUCUAUGACCAUUCAAUAUUUGAAGCUUUUAGUAAGGUGGUGCAGAAACUCAUUCCACAACUGCCGACUUUGGAAAAUCUAUUAAAUAUCUUUAUAUCAAAUUCAGGUAUUGAAAAAGCUUUUCUCUUCGAUGUUGUCAGCAAAAUCUACAUCGCAACAGACAGCUCCCCUGUGGAUAUGCAGUCUUAUGAGCUUUGCUGUGACAUGAUUGAUGUUGUGAUUGACGUGUCUUGUAUAUAUGGGUUAAAGGAAGAUGGAAGUGGAAGUGCUUAUGACAAAGAAUCUAUGGCAAUUAUCAAGCUGAAUAAUACAACUGUCCUCUAUUUAAAGGAGGUGACUAAGUUUUUGGCACUGGUCUGCAUUCUAAGGGAAGAAAGCUUUGAACGAAAAGGUUUAAUAGAUUACAACUUCCACUGUUUCCGAAAAGCUAUCCAUGAGGUUUUCGAGGUGGGCGUGACUUCCCACAGGAGCUGCAGCCAUCAGACCAGCGCCCCCAGCCUGAAAGCGCUGGCACACAACGGCACGCCACGGAACGCCAUCUAGUCCGCAUGCAGUGGUUGGGCUCUGCCUGCUUCCUCUUCAUUCCAGGGUCAGGUGCCGCAUGCUACAGGACAUGGGAGCUGCCGCUUGUGGGAGUCUGGUGCCUGCCCCACUAGGGACAAGGGGUCGAGUUUCUCCUUUGGAUGGAAGCCCCUUCAACCAGUGGUGUACAACUGAAGCUACUACUUCUUUUUUUUAAAAAAAAUGGCAAAAAAGAAUUCUAGAGACCACAGAACUCAAGUGUGUCUUUCUCCUCUUUUGGGUCCUUCUUUAAAUAGUUGGGAUAUUUUGGACCUGGAGAUAACACCAGUUAUCCACUUUACCAGGGAAAAUUGCCAUCAAUUCCAGUCGAAAAUAAUAGAGAAAACUGAAUUUUUAUAUGCUUCCCUUAGGCUUCCCUUCAAUAGUCGCUAAAGCCCUGCCUUGCUUACGUUCUAACACUGCCUCAGACCCGCCUGCGGACGUCGCACAUCUGGGACCUUCUGAACGUGCUUGCUGCCACGGAAGACACUAGUCCGGCUGCAGCCAGAGGCACCCCCGUGCGCGUGCCCAAAGGCGAGAGCGAAAGCUUCGGUGCGCCAGGCGGAGAGCAAGGCUCCGUGGUGGCCUGUCGGUUCCCCGGGAAGGCCUGAGGACAGAGCUGGGAACAGAAGGAAGAUGUCGCACUGGUCUGGGGACCUCCCGUUAGAUAAAAUGAUCGUGCUCAGUGUAACGAAGGAAAUGAGAAGCAAAUCUGGGUUUCCCACAGCCCUCUCGGAGGGGAGAGCCUCGUGUCACUGAACUGUGUAGCUCGCCGCCCGCAACCUUGGCCUUGGCCUUGGCCUCUACCUACCUUUUUUCUAAGCCGUGUCGGGUCUUUAAGAACUGCUGUUCGUUGAUCACGAAUAACCUAAGGCACUGGUGGAACGUCCGCUGGGCGCUGGGGAGAGCACAGAGUGCUUUCACCUCCUCUCUCUCCAGUAUUCUGACACCAAGUGUCAACUGUGGUACUUUCUUUGCCUAGGAUAUUAAUUCAUAAUUGUUCCUUUUUGUCGAUGGUUGAUACCCUUGCCUUUGAUCGAAGCUAAUGCAUUAUUUUUACCCCACGUGCCCAGUGGCCCUAUGUCCCAAAGCCGCCGGGCCACUUGAGCACGCCAGUGCCACUGUUGAUGAAACGCGUGUUCAGGUCUGCGCCCCUAACCGUGUGACUGAGUGCUUCCUGCCGAUGUGCUGCCUGUCGAGUAUUUACAUGGACCAUGGUGAUAUCCAAAAGAAAAAUGCUUUUAUAUUUAUAGAUUAUUUCAUUGAACUAUAUAUAAAAUGGGUAUCAAUAAAUGUAUUUACUCCAA
This is a messenger RNA of Tupaia belangeri chinensis (Chinese tree shrew), 2288 nucleotides long. It is a transcript of the gene RRAGC, whose product is annotated as Ras related GTP binding C. Gene Ontology annotation, biological process: positive regulation of TORC1 signaling; negative regulation of autophagy; cellular response to starvation. Gene Ontology annotation, cellular component: lysosome; nucleus; Gtr1-Gtr2 GTPase complex. Lineage: Eukaryota; Metazoa; Chordata; Mammalia; Scandentia; Tupaiidae. Gene Ontology annotation, molecular function: GTP binding; GTPase activity. The record is from RefSeq and is a predicted model, not a curated record.